This is a messenger RNA of Arachis stenosperma, 562 nucleotides long. RefSeq lists its product as uncharacterized. The transcript has 3 exons. The record is from RefSeq and is a predicted model, not a curated record. Gene Ontology annotation, cellular component: prefoldin complex. Gene Ontology annotation, biological process: protein folding. NCBI's taxonomy places the organism in Eukaryota, Viridiplantae, Streptophyta, Magnoliopsida, Fabales, Fabaceae. The coding region runs from base 108 to 335 and encodes 75 amino acids.
AUAAAUAAUAAAUGGAACACAUUGGAACAAAAAACUAAGCUCAUACAAAACCAAAAAGAAAACCCCAUCCACCCCUUAAAUCAAAAUCUCAAUCGAAAAAAAAACCGAUGAGUUCAAGCGAUAAUAUGAACGCCAUUGCUGAAUGUACGAAGCAACUGAGGCGCCACGAAGUUGCCAUUGCUGAGCUCAACAACCUUCCCUCUUCCUCCGCUGUGUAUCAGAGAAGUUGCAACUUAUAUUUUCGCACAACCAUCCAGAAAGCAACAACAACGGAACAAAAGCAACUAGAUUCAGUCAAAGCCAAGCUAAGAAAUCUGAAUCCUUCUUCUUCGUAGCCAUGAAGCCUAAUUCUUUCUUGGUAAGUAACACUAACAAUUUCCUGAGCUAUGAGGGAGGACAGUAAUGUAAUUAGACUAUUAGAGGACUAAUGUUCCAACUUGGAAGUUUCUUCUUUUGUCCAAUUGCUAUGUAAAGUGAAAUGCAUUUUACUAGUGAUGUUUGUUCUACACUACAAAAUGAACACUUUAAUUGAAAUUUGUCCCUUAUGAAUUUUGUUUUAUUA